Helianthus annuus (common sunflower) is the source of this 1667-nucleotide messenger RNA. Its product is annotated as alpha-(1,4)-fucosyltransferase. Gene Ontology annotation, cellular component: membrane. The record is from RefSeq and is a predicted model, not a curated record. The transcript has 3 exons. Gene Ontology annotation, molecular function: alpha-(1->3)-fucosyltransferase activity. The coding region runs from base 206 to 1447 and encodes 413 amino acids. NCBI's taxonomy places the organism in Eukaryota, Viridiplantae, Streptophyta, Magnoliopsida, Asterales, Asteraceae.
AAGCCUAACCUGUGUUCCAACCCUAACCCUAGUUAAAAUCCAAUUGCUCAACCCCUUCUAUUUCUUACACUUUUCUUCCUGAUCUUUCUGCAAACAAACCUUUAUGAUCAUGAACAAUCACCAUUUCACUCAACAAACCCUUAUUACAAUCAAUCUCAGCUAACCUUUCCCACUGACCCAAUUUCUGUAAAUCCCCAAACCCAUAAUGCUAUUGAAUCUCAAACCCCUAAAUUCAUUCACCAUAGCCACCAUGUUAGGUUUCUCUCUCCUCAUCUUCUUCUGUUACAUCCUCUUCAAUUUCCCAUCUGCCACCACAUCCCAGAUCCCAAUUCCCAAAAGUCAAAGUCAAAGUCAACUCCAAACACCCCCCCAAUCUGACCCAUUCAAGAACCUGUUGGGUGCUUUCAAGAAGUGGGAUUUGGAAGUGGGUUGUGCUAAUUUUAAGCAAAAACAUGUGGGUUUGGUGAAAAGAGAUGUAAAGUUGUCAUCUUUGCAGGUGGGUGUGGGUGUGGGUGAAGAUCAAUGUGGUGAGUUGAAGAUGGAUCAUGUGGGUGUGUUGGUUAAAGGGUGGACUUGGAUUCCUGAUAAUUUGGAUAAUUUGUAUUCGUGUCGAUGCGGGUUGAGUUGUUUGUGGACUAAAUCUUCUGUUAUGGUUGAUAAACCGGAUGCAGUGUUUUUCGAGACCACCACACCGCCUUUUCGGAGACGCACUGGAGAUCCACUUCGAGUGUACAUGGAUCUUGAGGCGGGCAGAAAAAAAUCCGGUUUCGAAGACAUUUUCAUCAGUUAUCAUGCCAAAGAUGAUGUUCAGUCAACUUAUGCCGGUGGCCUCUUUCACAAUAAUCGUAAUUAUCAUCUUUCUCCCUCUAAAAACAACGAUACCCUCGUGUAUUGGUCUUCAUCACGCUGCUUACCUCAAAGAAACCAGCUUGCAAAGCGCAUACUCAGCUUGCUGCCACAUCAUUCAUUCGGUAAAUGUUUAAACAACAUGGGCGGUCUGGAUAUGGCCCUAUCUCUAUACCCCGAGUGUGCAAAAGACCCUAACGCAUCACCUCAAUGGUGGGACCAUCUACACUGCGCCAUGUCACACUACAAGUUCGUUUUAGCAAUCGAAAACACCUACACCGAGAGUUACGUAACCGAGAAGUUGUUUUACGCGUUGGAUUCAGGGGCGGUCCCUAUAUAUUUCGGUGCACCAAAUGUGAUGGAUUUUGUACCUCCACAUUCGAUUAUUGACGGCACCAAGUUUAAGUCCAUGGAGGAACUCGCUGAUUAUGUGAAGGCACUUGCGAAUGAUCCGGUAGCUUAUGCGGAGUAUCAUGCUUGGAGACGGUGUGGUGUGUUGGGUAACUAUGGGCUUACACGGGCCGCCAGCCUGGACACGUUGCCAUGUCGCCUCUGCGAAGCCGUUAGCCGAAGAGGUGGCCGAGAUGCUACAGGUUUCUGAUAACUUGUUGAGUGGGUGUAAAGAUAAUUCAUAUAGAGUUUUUAGGCAGAAAAUAUCAGACAAUAAGAGUUUGGUAUUAAGAACUCCAGUUUUGAGUCCAUUUGCUGUGUUAUAUAGAAAUUUCUGAUUUAGAUUUGGGCAGAACAAACAGUGUACAAAACUUGAGAUAAUCCUAUCUUGUUUGAGGCAACAAUUUGUUUCUUGAUUGUGAAAACUUAAA